This is a messenger RNA of Fusarium coffeatum, 1536 nucleotides long. RefSeq lists its product as uncharacterized. The transcript is spliced from 2 exons. The record is from RefSeq and is a predicted model, not a curated record. Lineage: Eukaryota; Fungi; Ascomycota; Sordariomycetes; Hypocreales; Nectriaceae. Bases 1 to 1536 code for a protein of 511 amino acids.
AUGGCGCCCGCGCUCGAACAGACAAUUACCAUUGUCAACAAUUCCGGCAAAAUUAUCAAGACCGGAAAGCAGCUUUUCUCCAUCUUCAAGGAAGCUCAAGGCACAUACAAAGACAAGAAAGCCGAGAUCAAGUCUCUCCAGCGAUCGCAAACCUUUGACGCUCGUGCUCCUCCUCCACAAUCUUUCGUCGACGAUGACCGCUCCCGCUAUUAUCCCCCUCGCGCCGCUGACCAGCGCAGCGAAGCUGGCUCACAACGCAGUCGCCGAUCACGAAGCGUUCAGUCACGACAGGACUUUGACACACGCAGCCGCAAGGCCCUUACCCUCGACAACCUUGAGCGACACACCGAGAUUUCUGCCACAGCACCCAGCAAAGCACCCAGCAAAGCUCCCAGCAGAGCGCCUACAAAAAUGAUGUACGACGAGGACGGAGUUGCCAUGAAUUAUGCUCUAGCUCCUCGCUCAGUGGCGCCAUCAGCCUACAACGCGGGCCAGAUGGUUCCCCGAAAUAGAUCGACCGGAGAGCUGGUACAAGCGACAAAACCUCGCAAGGAAAUCGACAUGGACCUCGCCUACGGUAGCGUCCCUCCCGAUCUCAAGGACCGCACCGAUCUGGACCCGCAGGUUGUCGAUGAGAAGCAGGCCAUGGGACUCGUUCACCGCGUCGAGGGUCUCCUUACCGAAGCCAAGUGUAUCCACCACUCUGCCACGCACACCAUGUCCGAGCUUCAGAAGAACCCUGACCACGCCGCGGCCGUUGCGCUCACCCUAGCUGAGCUGUCCAAGAUGGUCAAGAAAUCAUCACCCGCCUUCCUGGCCCUUCUCAAGAGUGGAUCCCCCGCCGUCUUUGGGCUUCUAUCGUCACCGCAAUUCCUCAUCGGCACGAGUAUCGCUGCUGGUGUUACGGUCAUCUGCUUUGGAGGAUGGAAGAUUUUUCAGAGAAUGGCGGAGGGUAAGGCUGCGCGGGAAGCUCUGGCCUACGAGGGUGUGCCCAUGGAACGACCUGAGUUCGCGCGCUCACAGAGUGCGCCUACCGUCGAGUACGGCGGCAUGGACGAGGCUCUCAUUAUCGACGACGAUCUAAGUUCAAUCGAGACUUGGAUGCGCGGUAUCCCCGCUCAGUCCGUCGCCGAGAGCGUCGACAUGGAACUCAUCACACCCACGGCCUACGACACGAGAAGUCGCAUGGGCGGCGACGACUUCGACACCAAGUCCCGCCGCAGCACAAGGACCAGCAAGACACACGAAAGCCACCGAAGUUCCAAGUCGCACCGCACAGAAGGUAGCCACCGAAGUUCGCGAAGCCGUCGGGACGAUGAUAGCCGCAGCAUCGCCGACAGCGAGCGAAGUCACCGUUCCUCAAGGAGCAAGCGUUCCGAGAAGAUUGAGACGAGGUCUAUUGAUAGCCGAAGCAGUCGACGAGAUGAUGCUUCUGAGGUUACGCUGCGACCUAAGGCUAAUCGUACCAAUAGCAACAUGCUCAAGGCUCUUUUCAAGAAUAAGGAGAAGAAGGAGCGAUCACUUGUCAUGGCUUAG